Catharus ustulatus (Swainson's thrush) is the source of this 2870-nucleotide messenger RNA. RefSeq names its product DDB1- and CUL4-associated factor 12-like. Bases 180 to 1409 code for a protein of 409 amino acids. Gene Ontology annotation, cellular component: Cul4-RING E3 ubiquitin ligase complex. The record is from RefSeq and is a predicted model, not a curated record. NCBI's taxonomy places the organism in Eukaryota, Metazoa, Chordata, Aves, Passeriformes, Turdidae. The transcript has 9 exons. Gene Ontology annotation, molecular function: protein binding.
UGUCGUGAAGCGCAGUCAGUAGGGUCUGUGACGAAGAGAGUGACACGGCCUGGCUUCCCGCACUUAUUUGCCCCGUACCCCGGUGGCCACCCCUCCCUCUUGCUCCAUGUGGGGCCCAGAUUGGGCUCUCGGCUCCUUCUCCUCCUUCUCCUCCUUCUCUUCCUUCUCCUCCUUCUCCUAUGGCCCGGAAAACAGUUAGCAGGAAGCGGAAAGCGGCGACGGCUGCCGCCGGGGGGCUCCAGGGGGAGCAGUAUGGGUGGGAUCACUCAGUUCACAAAAGGAAAAGACUCCCCCGGGUGAAAAGGUCUGUGGUGUACUACCUGAAAGGUAGAGAGGUCAGGAUGCAGAAUGAGUCCAGCUAUCACCACUUGUUGCAUGGAUAUGCAGCCCAGCAGCUUCCCAACCUCUUAAAGGAGAGAGAAUUUCACCUUGGAAUCCUUAAUAAAGUAUUUGCCUCCCAGUGGCUGAACCACCGGCAAGUGGUGUGUGGGACAAAAUGCAACACAUUAUUUGUAAUAGAUGUCCAGACUGGUCAAAUUACAAAGAUUCCUAUUCUGAAAGAUCGUGAACCGGGCAUGGUGAACCAGCAGGGAUGUGGUAUUCAUGCCAUUGAGCUCAACCCCUCAAGGACCUUUCUGGCCACAGGUGGAGACAACCCCAACAGUCUUGCAAUUUACCGUCUGCCUACACUUGAUCCUGUGUGUGUGGGAGAUGAUGGACAUAAGGACUGGAUAUUUUCAAUUGCAUGGAUAAGUGAUACUAUGGCUGUUUCUGGUUCCCGGGAUGGUUCAAUGGGUCUCUGGGAAGUCACAGAGGAUGUGUUGUCCAAAAGUGAUGCCAGGCAUAAUAUCUCUCAAGUUCCUGUCUAUGCCCACAUAACACACAGGGCUCUGAAGGAUAUUCCUAAGGAGAACACCAAUCCUGACAACUGCAAAGUCCGAGCAUUGGCUUUCAACAACAAGAACAAGGAACUAGGAGCUGUGUCCUUGGAUGGGUAUUUUCAUCUUUGGAAAGCAGAGCACACACUAUCAAAGUUACUUUCCACAAAGUUACCAUACUGCAGGGAGAAUGUGUGUUUGGCUUAUGGUCAGGAGUGGUCAGUGUAUGCAGUAGGAUCACAGGCACAUGUCUCCUUUCUGGAUCCAAGGCAGCCUUCUCACAAUGUUAAAUCCGUCUGUUCCAAAGAACGAGGCAGUGGUAUUCGAUCAGUGAGCUUCUAUGAGCACAUCAUCACAGUGGGAACGGGGCAAGGUUCCCUAUUGUUUUACGAUAUCCGAGCCCAGAGGUUCCUGGAUGAAAAACCCCCACAUGCCUGCUAUGGACAGAAGCAAAAAUUAGGAGGAAGUGAAAUUUUAAAGUUGACUACUGGGAAAGGUUGGCUGGUGGAACAUGGGGUUCUUGAAAUUUGAGAAUUUAAAUUUCUUAUGUGGAAGAACUCUGUGGGUGCAAGAUCUUGGAUUACAGUUCUGCCAGCUUGCUAAAUGCAAUUAAAUUCUCUGGACUCUUCUGGAGAACUGGUCAUUUUAGGUCAUUUGUGUGUCGCUUGACCACAUGGACAGUGUUACAGUGAUUUUUAAAGCUUACUUUCCACAUGUCAGUCACAAAUAACACUUAAUUUGCCGUGUGGAGGAAAAUUGUUAAUUUGAUCAGGAAAUGUGGAUAUGGACACAACAUGGACAGUGGGAUUGAGGGCACCCUCAGCAAAUUUACUGAUGACACUGAGCUAUGUGGUGCAGUCAACAGGCUGGAGGGAAGAGAUGCCAUCCACAGGAACCUCAACACACUUGAGAGGUGGGUCUGUGUGAACCUCAUGAAGUUCAAGAAAGCAAAGUGCAAGGUCCUACUACUGGGCCAUGUCAAUCUCAGACACACCGACAGGUUGGGCAGAGAAGUGAUUGAGAGCAGCCCUGGGAGAAAGACUUGGGGAUGAUGGUUGAUGAAAAACUCACCAUGAGCCAACAGUGUGAACUCACAGCCCAGAAACCAACAGAAUCCUGGGCUGCAUCAAAAGGAGCAUGGCCAGCAAGUCAAGGGAGGGGAUUCUCCCCCUCUGCUUUGCUCUCAUGAGACUCCACCUGGAGCACUGUCCAGCUCUGAGGUCCCCAACAUAAAAAGGACAUGGAACUGUUAGAGCAAGUCCAGAGGAGGGCCACAAAAUUGAUAAGAGGACUGGAGCACCUCCCCUACCAAGACAGGCUGAGAAAGUUGGGGCUGUUCAGCCUGGAGAAGAGAAAGUUGCAUGGAGAUCUCAUAGCAACCUUCCAGUAUCUGAAGGGGCUACAGGGAAGAUUGAGAGGGACUCCUCAUCAGGAACUGCAACGACAGGACAAGUAGUAAUGGAUAUAAAUUGAAAGAAAUUAGGAAAUUUAGAUUAGAUAUUAGGAAGAAAUUUUUUACUGUGAGGGAACAGGUGGCCCUGGGAGAUUGUGGAUGCUCCAACACUGGCAAUGUUCAAAACCAGGUUGGAUAAGGCGUUAAGCAAUCUGGUCUAGUGCCUAUGACAGGGGGGUUGGGACAAGAUGAUUUUUAGGUCCAUUCCAACCCCAUAACAUUCUAUGAUUCUAUGUAUCUGUUAAGAGCCUAAUUUUUCAUCUUGCAUUAACCAAGUUACUGUGUUCACAUACCAUGUUAGUGUAUGUGGCAAUGCCCCAUGCGCUUUUUAAAUACCUAGAUUUGUACAUUCUCAUCUGAGUAUCAUUAAACAUGCUGUAGUCUGGCAUAUAGGUCUUUUACUACUGCCCUGUUACAUAGAUAAUUGUAAUUAACUGCAGUUUGGUUUUUUCUACUACUUGAGGUUGUGUGAUCUGAAAACUGGUGAACAAAAAGUAUUUGUGCAUCUUAUUAUGUGUAUCUCUAAAUAAAAUGUAUUU